Molecule: messenger RNA, 2662 nt
Organism: Merops nubicus (carmine bee-eater)
Lineage: Eukaryota; Metazoa; Chordata; Aves; Coraciiformes; Meropidae
Product: protein piccolo-like
Exons: 2
Biological process (GO): protein localization to synapse; presynaptic active zone assembly
Cellular component (GO): glutamatergic synapse; axon; cytoskeleton of presynaptic active zone
Molecular function (GO): metal ion binding; structural constituent of presynaptic active zone
Source: RefSeq, a predicted model, not a curated record
ACAUCCUGAGCAUGAUCCAAGCCACCGUUCCAGGCAACCAGGUAGGCCUCCAGAUCCGGGAGCACCAAGUCUAAGUAAAAGCAGAACAGUAGAUGUGCUGAAGACAGAACAACGGGUACCUGGACGGAGCCCUUCUUCUAUUAGUCUAAGAGAAUCAAAGUCCAGGACUGAUUUAAAAGAAGAUCAGAAGCCAAGUAUGAUGCCCAGUUUUCUCUCAGAAGCCAAUCCAUUGAGUGCGGUCACUUCAGUUGUGAACAAAUUCAAUCCUUUUGAUUUGAUAUCAGAUUCAGAUGCAGCCCAUGAAGAAGCCGGUAGGAAACAAAAAGUUACCCCAAAAGAGCAAGGGAAACCUGAGGAGCAGAGGGGCCUUGCAAAACAGCCAACUCAACAACAGUCUCCAAAGCCAGCUGUUCAACAGCAAGGACCUGUCAGACCUACCCCCCAGCAAACUGAGUCUUCCAAGCCAGUGCCUCAGCAGCAUCAGCCUGGGGAACCAAAGCCAGUUCAGAAACUAGGCCCUGGUCACCCAGCAGACUCUAAGCUAGAACAAGCAAAACAACCACCCCAGCCACGAGGACCACAGAAGUCUCAGCCCCAACAGUCAGAACCAGCAAAGCCUGUUCAACAACAAACUUCUGCAAAAACAUCAUCAGGCCCAACAAAACCAUCAGCACAGCAACCAGACAAUGCUAGAACAUCAUCCCAAGCACCACCUCCCACAAAACCAUCAUCGCAGCAGCCAGGACCUGCAAAACAACAAUCCCAACAGCCUUCACGGCAAGGAGGUCCUGCAAAGUCAUCUUCCCAGCAGGCAGGACCUCCAAAGCAGCCUUCUCACCAACCUGGACCCGAAAAGCCAUCUGCUCAGCAAACAGGACCUGCAAAGCAGCCAUCACAGCCUGGACCUGGGAAGCAAGCUCCGCAGCAAACGGGGCUUCAAAAACAAGUGCCACCACAGUCAGGGCCUGCAAAACUAUCUUCUCAGACUGCAGGGGCCACAAAGCCCCCAGCACAACCACCGGGACUUACAAAACCACCAGGCCAGCAACCAGGGCCUGAAACCCCCUCACAGCAAAAGCAAGGUGGUGCAACCCAACCCACUGAGUCCACCCCCAAGAAAACCAUCUGUCCUCUUUGCACAACCACUGAACUGCUGCUGCACACUCCAGAAAAGGCCAAUUACAACACGUGCACGCAGUGUCACACUGUGGUCUGCAGCCUGUGUGGAUUCAACCCAAAUCCUCAUAUAACAGAGAUUAAAGAAUGGCUUUGUUUAAACUGCCAGAUGCAAAGAGCCUUAGGUGGUGACCUAGCACCAGGUCAUGGUCCUGGGCCACAGCAACCUCUGCCCAAGCAGAAGACACCCAUUCCACCUUCAACAGUUAAACCAUCUCCACAGCCACAGCCAGUUCAAAAGAAAGAUGCGUCUCCAAGACCUGAUCCUUCGCAGUUAGCAGAACCAAAAAAAACCCUGCCACAGAAAAAGGAACCAUCCUUGCCAGAGUCUCCCCCUGUAAAAUCGAAGCAACCCAAUGAUAAGCCUACUGAGAUCUCUCAGCAAAUAGAUCCUACUCCAAAGUCUGAUCAGGCCAAGCCAACACAGACUGAAGAUCAGAAAAGCCAACCCAGUAUAGAGAAGCCCAAGGCAGACACUGUGCCUACCUCUGCAGCACCAGGGCCGAAACAGGAGUCUGCAGGUCCCAGACCACCACCAACUCAGCAGAAAGGGACAGAUUCCCCAAAGCCAGAGCUUGCCAAGCCAUCACAGGACACACAUCCGACUGGAGAGAAACCAGACUCCAAACCCCUUCCACAAGUGUCUCGACAGAAAUCAGAUCCCAAGCUUGCAUCUCAGCCUGGGGCUAAACCAGAAGCUAAAAGUCAAAAGCCUGUUGAGCCAACACAAACAAAAGAUGGUCCUAAGAAGUUACCAACAAAAGUGGCUCCAAAGCCUGAUACCAAACCAGCUCCAAAGGUCUCACAAGCAGGUGCAGGUCCCAAGCCAGCACCAGCACAGCUGGCGCCUCAACCCCAGGCACCUCAGAAAACUCCUGAGCAGUCAAGGCGUUUCAGCCUUAAUCUGGGAGGCAUCACUGAUGCCCCUAAGCCUCAGCCUACAACACCACAAGAAACAGUUACUGGGAAACUUUUUGGAUUUGGAGCCUCAAUCUUCAGCCAGGCCUCGAACUUAAUUUCCACAACGGGUCAGCCAGGGUCUCAGACAUCAGCCCCCCCUCCGCCUGGUUCUGCAGCAAAGCAGCCCCAGCCUCCAUCACAGCCUCCAGCAUCUCAGGCAGCCCCUAAAGAGACCGGCCAGGCUCAGCCUCAUCCAAAAGCUGUUCCUGUAAAGAAAGAAGCCAAGCCUCUUACGACAGAGAAGUCAGAGCCGUCAAAAGUGGAUAGUGUUUCAACACCUAAAGGAUCUGAUUUAGAAAAGAAACCUGGUUUGGCUAAAGACAGCAAGCCUCAGGCUGCUGAAGCUAAGAAACCUGCUGGGCUGUCGGAACCAGAGAAAGCCAGCCAGCCCGAAGUGUCUUGUCCCCUUUGUAAAACUGGACUGAAUAUUGGUUCUAAGGAUCCCCCCAACUUUAAUACAUGUACGGAGUGCAAGAAGGUUGUGUGCAACCUCUGUGGAUUUAACCCAAUGCCACACAUAGCUGAG